AUGAUCCCACCACAAUUACCACCGUUAAACAAUCAUUAUCAACAACAACAACAACAACAAUUUUCUUCAUCUUCUCAAUUAUCAACAAUGUUAUCAUCAUCUGCAUCAUCAUCAAUAUCAUCUUCUAAUCCAUCAAUUCCACAUCCACUCCCUCCAGUCCCAAGUUCGUCAUCAUCAUCACCAUCACCAUCAGUAUUAUCACCUCCACCUCCUCAACAACAAUUAUUAACAUCUUCGAUAACAUCAUCAUCAUCACCUUCAAUAUCAUCAAUAACACCAUCAACAAAAUCAUCAUUAAUAUUUAAUGAUGAUAAUAAAAUAUCAUUUCCAGUUUUACCACCUCCGCCAGCACUUGAUAUUAAUUUCAAUACAACAACUUUUGAUUCCAUGUCAAGUUAUGAUAGAAAUAUGUGUAAAGCAUUUGAUGUUACAGUGAAUUAUAAAUAA
Entrophospora candida is the source of this 447-nucleotide messenger RNA. Lineage: Eukaryota; Fungi; Glomeromycota; Glomeromycetes; Entrophosporales; Entrophosporaceae. The record is from the annotation of a GenBank genome assembly.